Molecule: messenger RNA, 1843 nt
Organism: Folsomia candida
Lineage: Eukaryota; Metazoa; Arthropoda; Collembola; Entomobryomorpha; Isotomidae
Exons: 8
Coding region: 106-1665 (519 amino acids)
Source: RefSeq, a predicted model, not a curated record
GUUGACACAACGGCGUAUCUUGCUUAACAGUUGUCUACUUAAAAAAAUGUGACCAUAUAAAAAUCCACUUUAUGAAAAUUCAGAUAACUUGAUUAUUACUUAUCCAUGGAGAAUAAAGUAAAACCAGAAGCGAAGAUUGACCAUGUCGUCAACCCGUCGUCGACUGCUCCUUUACUGAACCCUGUGAUCUUGGAAAGAAUUUUCUCUUUCUUGGAUGCCGACACCCUGUUGAAGUCCGUCCGUCUAGUUUGCUCUGUCUGGGCCGACAUCGGUGCUCCAUUCCUCGGUCGAAAAUGUGGCGUCGUUUGUAAAACGUGGUUGCCUUGCCGGCUCUAUCACUUCAAUCCCCAGCUCGCCAGGAAGACGAGAAUCUUCACGGGUUGUUCCUGUGCCACAAGGGCUGACGAAUGUACCUGCCUCGUCCCCUACUUUGUAUUCUUCCUUCCAAAAAUUUGUCAUCUCGUGGAAACCCUUCAGCUUAAAGUAGCUAUCUCAACUACCCGCCAUUGGCCUGAAAUGUGGAUGGGUUUGUACACCUUCCCGAACAUGACUCACCUAGAAAUCGAAGCUAAUUGUCGAAACGAUGCUUUCACGGAAAGAGAAGUUCCCAACUUUGCAAUUCUGCCAAAACUGAAGACGCUCUAUUUUAAAGGGGACAGGUGUAGGGGCAACGUAGGACCCAUUUUCCAACGUUUGAUCAACUCUGCUCCUAACCUGGAAAGAUUGAAAUAUAAGGGGAAUUUCUACCCACAUUUGGAAUUGUGUCGAAAACUUAAUGCCUUCGAGUAUGAGUAUGAUAAUAAAUAUAGUCCUGGGAAACUGGACUUUGUCAAGGUGCUCCGAACUCUUAAGGGUUGUCGAGAUUCAGUAGAACAAGUGACAUUGAUGUGCUUCUUGGAUGAGAGAACAGCUCGUGCUGAUAGAUUUCGCCGGGUGGAGAGACAUAUUGGGAUUGAUUUUCCCUUCCCGAAGCUAACCCAUUUUAUGAUGGAUACUGACAUUUACAAAAUUCAGGACUCCCUGGAUAAUCUCCACUUCCCAAAACUCACACAUUUGUCGAUCGACCAUUUAAGCAUUUCCGAGUUUUUUACAACGUUCCACAAGAGGCACGACCGGGUGAAAUCGAUCGAGCUAAAAUCCCUCAAGGCGGAAAACUUCGUGGAUUCGAAACAAGCGGACAGGGUGAAAAAUUUGUUCCCAGCUUUGCAAGAAUUUACUCUGAAAUUGCAAACGCCACCGGGCUACCGGUUAACGGAGGAGAGCUUCCAUUGGUUCUAUCUUAGUGCAACUUUGGCAUUAUUUAGCGACUGGAAAUUGGCCCGAAUGAAGGUUUUCAUCGGCCACGGAAUUGAAGAAUGUUUCAACUACAGAACUAUAAUGAGGGAGAAAACUUUUAUCAUAUCCGACGUUUUAAAAGGAAUUGCGAAUUGGAAAGUUCUGCAAAAUAUGUGGAUCGAGUUUAACGGGCCCAUUGAUCUAUCGACCGAAAAAGUUCGAGAUGCACUCCUGUCAUGUGGGCCACUUGGACGGGUAGUUCUCAAGGGAAUUCAGUGCGAUGAUCCAACCUUUUCCUGGCUAAAGUCAAAGGAUAAUGUGUUCAUCGUCAUUCGUCCGGAUACCAUUUAUAUCAAUCAGGACGACGUUGGGUUGUGGAAAACUUCUUAAUUUUCAAAUCAGAAGGCGACUAAAUAUUUUGUCCACCUAUUUAUGAAAACAAUGUCGAUUUAUGAAAUAAUUAAUUAACUAUGUACAUAACUAUGUCUAUUGUUAACAUUACUAUGCAUCAGUUACGUAUGGGAAUACCUUAAUAAAUAAAUAAUAUGUUUGUCCUUUUCACACAAUA